UGUCAAAUGUCAACAGUAAAAUGGCAAUUAUCAAUGGCUUAUUACACCAAAAAAAUGUUUUGACAUUGUGACAACACAGAAAUUUAACAAUACAAAACAAAACAGAAUCGUAAACCAACCGGUAUCUGAAAUUAAAUAGCUAAUUGUACGGGAGUAAAUAAUGGGGAAAUUAACAUCCGAAUACAUUUUUAAAUAAUGGAGAGGUCCGUUUAUUUGUCUUUUUAUGCGAACCAAUUGACUGUUUUCAUUCACUUGUGUACUUUUGUUAUAGAAUAGUGCACUUGGAUUUAAAAGGUGCUCCACCCAAGGUGCCUUAUUUAGAAAAGGUAAUUUGUGCUAAUACAAGCAAAGUCAUGGGGAGCGACAGGUAUACUUCUGGAAUGGGAAGACACCUUCCCGUACACAGCAGCCCUGGUAGACAUUGGGAGUCAGGGAGGGUGUGGUGGAGAUGGCAUGUACACUGUUGAGGAAGUCAAGUACAUUUUGUGGCUGGCCAAGGUUAACGGACUUGAACCGAUUCAGUUAGUUCAAACCAUAGGGCACAUGGAAUAUGUCCUCAAACAUCCUGCCUACCGUGGUUUACGCGAAGCACCCAUCUCACCAGCCGUUUUGUGUCCUUCCAAGCCUGAGUCUCAAGUAUUGGUGCGAGCAAUGCUAGAGCAGGCCCUGGAGUUGCAGCCUGACGCUAAAUACUUUCAUAUUGGUGCCGAUGAGGUGUGGCAUACAGCAGUAUGUGAUGAAUGUAAGUUUAUAGCGGCUACCCACCAGUACAAGGCCCCUUCACUCUACCUAGACCACGUGCGCGGCAUCGCCUCGUUUGUGAAACAGAAGCGUCCCGGCAUCACCAUACUCAUGUGGGAUGACAUGCUGAGAUCAAUCAGUCUGGAUACUUUGAAAGUGUACAAUCUGGGCGAGUUAGUACAGCCAGUGCUGUGGCAUUACAACCCGAUGGAGUGUUUUCAGAUCGAUCAAAGCCUGUGGGAUCAUUAUCGGCAGCUCUUCCCUUGUGUGUGGGCAGCUUCGGCGUUUAAAGGAGCCAAUGGGAGUUGUCAGAUAUUAUCGCCCGUAUGUCACUACGUAAGCAACAACGAAGCUUGGGUGCAAGAGAUCAAGAGGUAUAAAAACGAUGUCCGCUUUGCUGGUAUCAUUCUCACUGGCUGGUCAAGAUAUGAUCACUAUGCCACUCUGUGUGAGUUGCUUCCAGUAUCAUUGCCAAGCCUCGCAAGCUGUUUAAGUGUAGUAGCCAAAUGUGAAGAUGAAACCAAAGAGACGUUUGUGAGUGACGUUUUACCGUCACAUCAGUGGCCGGGCGAGGAGUUGGCCAGACUUAUACAUUCCUUCGUUAUAAUUAGAGAAAGAAGUCUCUCCUUCAUACACGGUGAUCUAGUGACAACAUGGUUAAAUCCGUGGCAGAUAGAGCACAAUUAUACAAAUCCGGCGCAAGUGGAAGCCAUCGCUGGAACUGCACAAAUGCUGCUGUCGGAGGUGUCGUCGCUGGAGGCGGGGCUGUCGGCGCGGCUGUCGGCGCUGACGGGCGCGCGCUCGGCGGCGGAGUGGGUGUGCGCGCACGCGGCGCCGGUGCGCGCGCGCCUCGCCGCGCUGCACGCCGAGGCCGCCGCGCGCGCCGCCCGCGAGCCCGCGCUGCGACCGCGCCCGCAUUAAACUAUACACCCCGCUGUUGUUUUAUUUAUACCCUAGUGAAUUAUAGACGUAUAACCUUA
Manduca sexta (tobacco hornworm) is the source of this 1721-nucleotide messenger RNA. Its product is annotated as hexosaminidase D. The coding region runs from base 454 to 1662 and encodes 402 amino acids. The transcript is spliced from 10 exons. Gene Ontology annotation, biological process: carbohydrate metabolic process. The record is from RefSeq and is a predicted model, not a curated record. Gene Ontology annotation, molecular function: hexosaminidase activity. NCBI's taxonomy places the organism in Eukaryota, Metazoa, Arthropoda, Insecta, Lepidoptera, Sphingidae.